CUUGUUGUAUAACUGGCGGUUGUCCAAAGUACAACCUAAGUCUUAAUUGUGUGUGUAACCUUGUCUCUUCCCCUAUAAAAAGAGCUAAUUUAUUUUCGUUUGAUUUUUUUUAUUAUCUUUCCUCAUAACCAACCCUUCCUUUACCAACAAACCAAACCCAUUCCUUUCACUCGAAAAAUGAAGUUCACUUUAGCCGCCUCCGCUUUCGCUCUUGUUUCCAGCGUUUACGCCGCUGUCCCCGCUGAUUUAUCCGUCUCCCCUAACUGUGUUGAGACCUAUGUUGCCAAGGAAGGUGAUAACUGUCACACUAUUGCUGAAGAGAAGAAGCUUUCUCUCCAACAAAUGUACAGAUGGAACUUCGUCUACGGUGCCAAGGGUGAUUGUGCCGCCUUCGUUCCUGGUGCCAGUUACUGUGUUAAGGUCGAUAACAGACUCCGCAGAAGAAACUGGUUCUAUAAGACUCAAGGUCUUACUGGCCAAAAGUUAGCCGUUGCUAAGGCAAAGGUUGCUGCUGCCAAGAAGACUACCAAGAAGACUACCAAGAAGACUACCAAGAAGACCACCAAGAAGACCACCAAGAAGACCACCAAGAAGACCACCAAGAAGACCACCAAGAAGACUACCAAGAAGACUUCCGGUGCUGCCUCUCAAUCCAAGCCCGGUAUGGACUGGAGUUCUACCCCCAAGAACGCUCCUUCCAACGCUGUUAGACAUAUUAUUUCCACCUGUACCAAGUACUCUACUGUCACCUCUAAGGACAGCUGGUGUGGUGAUUUCUCUAAGAGAAACGGUAUUAACCUCACUCAACUCUACAAGUGGAACGCUUUCCUUCACGGUCCCGGUAAGCACGAAUGUGAUAACCUCGAUGAUGGUAAGGCCUACUGUGUCAAGGCUUAAGCAUUCAUUUAAAGCCUAUUGUACCACUAUAAAUUAUUGUAAUUUUAAAUCAAUAAAAUCAUCAAAUUCCCAAUGUCAU
This is a messenger RNA of Mucor mucedo, 976 nucleotides long. RefSeq lists its product as uncharacterized. The coding region runs from base 178 to 897 and encodes 239 amino acids. The record is from RefSeq and is a predicted model, not a curated record. The transcript is spliced from 2 exons. NCBI's taxonomy places the organism in Eukaryota, Fungi, Mucoromycota, Mucoromycetes, Mucorales, Mucoraceae.